CAUUUACCAACCAGAAAACUUGAAGAUGAGCAGCCGACGGAAGCGUGCACCUCCCGUGAAGGUGGAUGAAGAGAAGCAGCAGCAGCUUCGUUGGAAUAUGCACGAAGACAGAAGGAACGAACCUCUCAGCUUAAGUGAUGACGAGCGGCCCUGCCUGGGGUCAGACUCCGCCUCCACUCAUGGCCUCAUCCGGGACGAUAGUCUAACGGAGGAAACGUCUCCCGGAGGAAAGAAGAGGAGUACAGAGUCCGUGAGCAUUUCACACUCGCUUGAUGCGGAAGAGACUGUUGGUCUUUCCCCCCCUUCAUUCAUAAAGUUGAACAUUGUGAUAGCUCCCUAUCAUCUGGAUAACUCUUGGAAAGCAUUUCUGGGAGAACUAACUCUGCAGCUUCUUCCUCAACAGACUCUAGUUGACAAUUUUUCUGAAAGGAGUUUUACGUUAAUGAGUUCAGAGUCAAGCGAUCAGUUGCUGGUCUACAUUCAUUCAGACUGUGGAGAUGGGAAGAAAGAAGAAACAAGCCUCCUAGAACCAAUCAGUAUUGGUGACGAGAGUGUUCAGGUGGAAUCAUCCUUCAGUCGUGAACUUUUAGAAGACUUGGGGUGGCUGCAAAAAAAGAGAAUAAUAAAAUUGUACCAAAGACCAGAAGGAAAUCAUAUUGUCAAGGUUGGAAUUUACCUUUUGGAGUCAGGCCUAGCAAAACUAGACUUCAUGAGUGAUGCACAUUCAAGAAUGAAAAAGUUCAAUCAGCUUAUGAAGAAAGUGAUGGAAAAGUUGUACAAUUUUAUUACGCCAGAUGCAUUGGAAGAGGAUGAGGAAGAUUCAGAGAGUGAGCCGGAAGGACAAGACAUUGACGAGCUGUAUCACUUUGUGAAACGAACACAUCAGCAAGAAACACAGCCCAUUCAAGUUGAUGUCCAGCAUCCUGCAUUGACUCCCGUGCUGAGGCCCUACCAGAGAGAGGCUGUCAACUGGAUGCUGCAACAAGAGCGUUUCAGAAGUGCUCCUGCCAGCGAAAAUGCCUUGCAUUUCUUAUGGCGAGAAAUUGUUACACCUGAGGGUUUGAAACUCUACUAUAAUCCAUACACAGGGUGCAUCAUCCGUGAGUACCCAUAUGCUGGCCCGCAGCUCAUCGGUGGAAUCCUUGCUGAUGAAAUGGGUCUUGGAAAGACAGUGGAGGUUUUGGCUCUGAUUCUGACACAUACUCGACAAGAUGUCAGACAGGAUGCUCUCACUCUUCCAGAGGGAAAAGUGGUGAAUUAUUUUAUUCCACCACAUUAUUCCGGCGGAAAAAGAAAACGCACAGAAACUCAGAAUAUGGAAUCUGAGCCAAAGGUCAGAGUUCAGUGUCCCCCCACUCGUGUGAUGAUUUUGACAGCUGUGAAAGAAAUGAAUGGGAAAAAAGGAGUGUCUAUCCUUUCCAUUUAUAAGUAUGUCAGUUCUACAUACAGUUACGAUGUUCAGCGGAAUAGAAGUCUUUUGAAAAGGAUGCUGAAAUGCUUAAUUUUUGAAGGUCUUGUGAAGCAGAUCAAAGGCCAUGGUUUUUCUGGGACUUUUACAUUGGGGAAGAAUUACAAGGAGGAAGAUGUAUGUGAUAAGAUCAGAAAGCAGACACUGGGGAGCCCUAGGAAGAUCCAGAGAGAAUCUAGGAAAUCUGGAAACAAGGACGCUGACUCUGAAUAUUUGCCGUCAAACACCUCUGAUGAUGAUGAUGAUCCUUAUUAUUACUAUGAUAAGCCCAGGAAAAUUCGUAGUAGAUUGAGGAAGAAGCCUGUUUUGUCCACAAAGAGAGAACCCAGUCAACCUGACAUCAAGCCUGAUUCACAAGGGCUUUGUCCACCUCCCAGUGACUCCCACAUAACUGACAUUUGCAUGUCUGAAAGUAUAGGUGUCUCUAAAGUCCUACAUGAACCCAGUCCCGAGGGCCAGACUGAAUCUCUCCAGCCUGCCGAUGGUGAUGGAGCACAUGGUGAAACCAUGAGCCCCUGCGACUCUGCCGAUUAUCGUUUUGAGUGCAUAUGUGGUGAACUGGGCCAGGUGGACCUUAAGCCUCGCGUUCAGUGCCUGAAAUGCCACUUAUGGCAACAUGCAAAAUGUGUGAACUAUGACGAGAAGAAUCUGAAGAUUAAGCCCUUUUACUGCCCCCACUGCCUGGUUGCAAUGGAGCCAGUAUCAACACGAGCAACCCUGAUCAUUUCCCCAAGUUCUAUCUGUCAUCAGUGGGUGGAUGAGAUAAACAGGCAUGUCAAGUCCUCAUCUCUUCGAGUCUUGGUAUAUCAAGGCGUGAAGAAGGAUGGCUUUUUACAGCCUCACUUUUUGGCAGAACAGGAUAUAGUCAUAAUCACCUAUGAUGUCCUUCGUUCAGAGCUAAACUAUGUGGAUAUCCCGCAUAGCAACAGUGAAGAUGGGCGUCGCCUCCGGAACCAGAAGCGCUACAUGGCCAUCCCCAGCCCACUCGUAGCUGUGGAGUGGUGGAGAAUCUGCCUCGAUGAGGCUCAGAUGGUUGAAUGUCCUACUGUAAAAGCUGCAGAAAUGGCUCAGCGUUUGACGGGGAUUAAUCGGUGGUGCAUCAGUGGUACUCCAGUGCAGAGAGGAUUAGAAGACCUUUUUGGGUUAGUGGUCUUUCUUGGUGUUGAGCCUUACUGUAUGAGACACUGGUGGGUUCGACUUCUCUAUCGUCCUUACUGCAAGAAGAAUCCUCAACCCCUCUACAGCUUUAUUGCCAAGAUAAUGUGGAGGUCGGCAAAGAAAGAUGUGAUUGACCAAAUCCAGAUACCACCUCAGACAGAGGAAGUUCACUGGCUCCACUUUUCUCCAGUGGAGAGGCAUUUUUAUCACCGCCAGCAUGAGGUGUGCUGCCAAGAUGCUGUGGCAAAGCUCAGGAAGAUUUCUGAUUGGGCUCUGAAGCUCAGCAGUCUGGACAGACGGACAGUCACUUCAAUCUUGUAUCCACUUCUCAGGCUCCGGCAGGCCUGCUGCCACCCACAGGCUGUUCGUGGGGAAUUCUUGCCACUCCAGAAAAGCACCAUGACGAUGGAGGAGCUGCUGACAUCUUUGCAGAAGAAAUGUGGAACUGAAUGUGAAGAAGCCCAUCGGCAGCUCGUGUGUGCCCUCAAUGGUUUAGCAGGCAUCCACAUCAUUAAAGGUGAGUAUGCCUUGGCCGCGGAUCUGUACAGAGAAGUCCUGCGCUCAUCUGAGGAGCACAAAGGAAAGCUCAAAACGGAUUCACUGCAAAGACUUCAUGCUACUCAUAACUUAAUGGAAUUGCUAGUAGCCAAGCACCCAGGGAUCCCUCCUACCUUGCGAGAUGGCCAACUUGAGGAAGAGGCCAAACAGCUGCGAGAGCAUUACAUGAGCAAGUGUAAUACAGAGGUGGCCGAAGCCCAGCAAGCCCUGCAGCCUGUGCAGCAGACCAUCCGCGAGCUGCAGAGGAAGAUACAUUCUAAUUCUCCUUGGUGGCUUAAUGUGAUCCAAAGAGCAAUAGAAUUUGCUUUUGAAGAGGAACUUGUUCAGCGAGUGCGAAAUGAAAUAACCUGCAACUAUAAGCAACAAACCGGCAAACUUUCUAUGUCAGAAAAAUUCCAUGACUGCAGAGGACUCCAGUUCCUUCUUACGACACAAAUGGAAGAGCUGAACAAAUUUCAGAAGCUUGUCCGGGAGGCUGUGAAAAACCUAGAAGGACCUCCUUCUCGCGCUGUUAUUGAGUCUGCAACCAUCUGCCAUCUCCGACCAGCCAGACUUCCUCUUAACUGCUGUGUCUUUUGUAAAGCUGAUGAAUUGUUCACAGAAUAUGAAUCGAAGCUAUUUUCUCACACAGUCAAAGGGCAGACUGCGAUAUUUGAGGAGAUGAUUGAAGAUGAAGAGGGUCUAGUAGAUGACCGCGUCCCAACCACCAACCGAGGACUGUGGGCCACAAGUGAGACAGAGCGUUCUAUGAAAGCGAUUUUCUCUUUUGCAAAAUCACAUCGAUUCAGUGUUGACUUCAUUGAUGAAGGAAGUGCUUUAAUGGACCUCUUUGAAGCAUGGAAGAAGGAAUAUAAGUUCCUUCAUGGAUAUUGGAUGGCUCUGCGGAAUCGUGUAUCAGCUGUUGAUGAGCUUGCAAUGGCUACCGAACGACUGAGAGUGCGCCAUCCUAACGAGCCAAAGCCCAGUCCUCCUGUUCUUCAUAUCAUUGAACCACACGAGGUGGAACAAAACCGAAUAAAACUACUAAAUGAUAAAGCCGUUGCUUCAUCACAGCUUCAGAAAAAACUUGGGCAGCUACUUUACUUAACUAACUUGGAGAAGUCUCAAGACAAAACAUCAGGAGGAAUUAAUCCAGAACCUUGUCCAAUCUGUGCACGGCAGCUGGGAAGACAGUGGGCCGUACUGACCUGUGGACACUGUUUCUGCAAUGAAUGCACUUCUAUUAUUAUUGAGCAAUACAGCGUGGGGUCUCACAGAAGCUCCAUCAAGUGUGCCAUCUGUCGCCAGACAACGUCUCACAAAGAAAUCUCGUAUGUCUUCACGUCAGAGAAAGCAAACCAGGAAGAGGACAUCCCUGUGAAGGGCAGCCAUUCUACAAAAAUUGAAGCCGUCGUCAGGACUCUAAUGAGAAUCCAGCUUAAAGACCCCGGAGCUAAAGCCCUUGUUUUCUCAACGUGGCAAGAUGUACUGGACAUUAUUUCAAAAGCUCUCACUGACAACAAUAUGGAAUUCGCACAAAUCAGUCGCAUUAAGACAUUUCAGGAGAAUCUCUCAGCCUUUAAACAUGAUCCUCAGAUCAAUAUUUUGCUGCUGCCCCUGCACACGGGCUCUAAUGGACUAACGAUCAUUGAGGCCACUCAUGUUCUCCUGGUGGAGCCCAUAUUGAACCCCGCCCAUGAGCUGCAGGCCAUCGGGAGGGUGCACCGAAUCGGACAAACAAAACCUACUAUUGUGCACCGAUUCUUAAUUAAAGCAACAAUAGAAGAAAGGAUGCAAGCAAUGCUGAAAACUGCUGAGAAGACUCACUCCAGCUCGUCCUCAAAGCUCUGCGAGGCCCCCGUCCUGACCGUGGCAGACCUGGCAGACCUGUUCACCAAAGAAACGGAAGACAUUGAAUGA
Messenger RNA from Elephantulus edwardii (Cape elephant shrew), 5083 nucleotides. RefSeq names its product SNF2 histone linker PHD RING helicase, E3 ubiquitin protein ligase (gene SHPRH). Bases 26 to 5083 code for a protein of 1685 amino acids. The record is from RefSeq and is a predicted model, not a curated record. Gene Ontology annotation, cellular component: nucleus; nucleosome. Gene Ontology annotation, molecular function: ATP binding; ubiquitin protein ligase activity; ATP-dependent chromatin remodeler activity. The transcript has 29 exons. Gene Ontology annotation, biological process: DNA damage response; nucleosome assembly; protein polyubiquitination. Lineage: Eukaryota; Metazoa; Chordata; Mammalia; Macroscelidea; Macroscelididae.